Molecule: messenger RNA, 1246 nt
Organism: Cavia porcellus (domestic guinea pig)
Lineage: Eukaryota; Metazoa; Chordata; Mammalia; Rodentia; Caviidae
Gene: Cd37
Product: CD37 molecule
Exons: 8
Coding region: 146-991 (281 amino acids)
Cellular component (GO): plasma membrane
Source: RefSeq, a predicted model, not a curated record
CUUCCUUUUUCUGUGUUCUUCCUUUCUGCCUCUUCUCGGCCUCUUAUUGUCUCCUCCCCAGCCGCUGUCCUUCCGUCCAUCACAGCCACUGCCAACAACCCAGCUGUCGGUGUCUCCAACUGGUCUUUCCCCACUCUAGGCAAAGAUGUCGGUCCAGGGGAACUGCCUCAGCCUCAUCAAAUACUUCCUCUUCGUGUUCAACAUCUUCUUCUUUGCCCUCGGCAGCUUGAUUUUCUGCUUCGGCAUCUGGAUCCUCAUUGACAAGACCAGCUUCGUGUCCUUUGUGGGCUUUUCAUUUGUGCCACUGCAGACCUGGUCCAAGGUCCUGGCCAUCUCUGGGAGUCUCACCAUGGGCCUCACUCUCCUGGGUUGUGUGGGGGCCCUCAAGGAACUUCGCAGCCUCCUGGGUCUGUAUUUUGGGAUCCUGCUGCUCCUGUUUGCCACGCAGAUCACCCUGGGCAUCCUUAUCUCCACUCAGCGGGUUCGGCUGGAGAGAAGGGUUAAGGAGCUCGCGCUGAGCACCAUCCAAAGCUACGGCUCCAACCCGGAGGAGACUGCGGCCGAGGAGAGCUGGGACUACGCCCAGUUCCAGCUGCGCUGCUGCGGCUGGCACUCUCCACAGGACUGGCUCCAGGUCCUCAUCCUGAAAGGCAACGAGUCGGAGGUGGACCGUGUGCCUUGCUCCUGCUACAAUUCAUCCGCGACCAACGACUCCACAGUCUUUGAAAAGAUGUACUUCUCCCAGCCCGGUGGGCUCGGAUCGCGGGCGCGGUCCAGACACAACACAGACUUGUGCUCUGUGCCAGCCUACAGCCACAUCUACCGCGAGGGCUGCGCGAAGAGCCUCCAGAAUUGGCUGCACAACAACCUCAUCUCCAUAGUGGGCAUUUGCCUGGGCAUCGGUCUACUCGAGCUUGGCUUCAUGACGCUGUCGAUAUUCAUGUGCAGAAACCUGGACUACGUCUAUGACCGACUUGCUAGAUACAGCUGAGCCCGACUCCACCCCUCCCGUGCCCUCCCCGCUCCCUGGAACUAUAAGUAUUUGUUUAAUCCCUAGUUUGCCUGGGCUUUGAGCGCUCCCCUUAUUCCCCUGGGGCACCAGGUGUCUGCCUACCCUAUAGCCACCAUUUUCCCCCCAGGGGAACCUAGGGCUUCCUGUCCCACACUUAUCUGAUGGCCAACCACCUCCCACAAGAUUAUUUUUGACCCAAACCUCAAAUAAAUCCCCUAUGUUUUGGUAAAAUAA